AUGAAAUGGGACUGUAAAUCACAACUUCCAAGGUGGGACUGCAACCCUGAAAUUGGGAACUGGAACUUCCAAGGUGGGAAUCGGGAGCCCCAAAUUGGGAAUCGCAAUAUUCAAGGUGGGAAUCGCAAUAUCCAAGGUGGGAAUCGGGAGCCCCAAAUUGAGAAUCGCGAGCCCCAAGUUGAGAAUUGGAACUUCCAAGGUGGGAAUUGGGAGCCCCAAAUUGAGGGUCACGAGCCCCAAACUGAGAAUCGCAACUUCCAAGGUGGGACUGCAACCCUGAAAUUGGGAAUUGGAACUUCCAAGGUGGGAAUCGGGAGCCCCAAAUUGGGAAUUGCAACUUCCAAGGUGGGACUGCAACCCCCAAACUGGGAACUGGAACUUCCAAGGUGGGAAUCGGGAGCCCCAAACUGGGAAUCUCAACUUCCAAAGUGGGACUGCAACCCCCUGUUUGGUAAUCACAACUUCCAAGGUGGGAAUCACAACUUCCAAGGUGGGAAUCACAAUCCCAACAGGGACCUGCGACCCUCAAGACGGGAAUCGCAACCUGAACUUGGGAAUCGCCGCUGCCAAGGUGGGAAUUCUCAACUCCCCCCUCCUCGAAAUCACAAAGCCAAGUCAGGAAUUGCAAUCCGCAAUGCGGGAUCACGACCUCCCAGGGCAGGAGUCACCACCCGCAAGGCCGGAUCGUGACUUCCAAGACGGGAAUUGCAACUCCAAGGCAGAAUCACGACUCCCCCCCACAAGGUGGGAUCAUAACUUCCAAGAUAGGAUCUGCAACCCCCAGGGUGGGAAUUCCAACCCCCAAUACAGGAAUUACAACUUCCAAGAUGAGAUCUGCAACCCCCAGGGUGGGAAUUCCGACCCCCAAAGCAGGAAUCGCAACUUCCAAGAUGGGAUCUGCAACCCCCAGGGUGGGAAUUCCGACCCCCAAAGCAGGAAUCGCAACCCCCCAACUCGGGAAUCUCAACCCCCCCCCGGGGCUUUGUAUUUUGUUUUUUCCUGGUUUUUUUU
Messenger RNA from Cuculus canorus (common cuckoo), 1011 nucleotides. RefSeq lists its product as uncharacterized. The record is from RefSeq and is a predicted model, not a curated record. The coding region runs from base 1 to 690 and encodes 229 amino acids. NCBI's taxonomy places the organism in Eukaryota, Metazoa, Chordata, Aves, Cuculiformes, Cuculidae. The transcript is spliced from 3 exons.